GUUGGAUGAGAGCUGAGAUAUUCUUCUGAUCAUGAUUUGAAAAAAUAAUACCACUCAAACUCAACAUUCUUUUGGAUAUUUGUGUGUACAAAUCCAAGUCUUCCCUUAUUUCAAAGUUACAUCAAAGCUAUGUUUCUUCUAUAUAAAUUCUUUCCUAAUGCAACACUCACCACAGACACAGAGAGAAGAACUUCAAAGAGAAUGUUUCAUCGCAGGGUACUUAAACGUGGUGCCAAGUUAUAUAUAUCUAUCUUUUCUCUAAUCACAAUCUCUGCAAUAAUUUUUCUGAUCCAUGAUGAUGGUGUUAUCUACCAUGAUUCUCUAGAGGUGUUGCAGGGUCAAAGUCAUAGAAAUGAAGAAGAGAUAAAGUCAACUCUUGCUCUUGCUACCCACAUAGCUUUGCGUUCCAUGCAAGAACAGAGAGAUGGCGUUGAUAAAGGAAGUCAGAGAGUCCUAAUUGCUCCUCUGAAUGUUACUGAAGAAGAAAGAAUUGCUUGGUUUCGUGGGAAUUUGCACGAGUUCAAGAUUCUCAAGUCAAACAACUUGACAAGGCAAUUCCAUGCUCGGGUUCAAGGAUUCUUCAACCAUGAUCACCAGUGUGAGUCUCAGUUUUUCAUGACUUGGAUUUCCCCUGCAAGUUCAUUUGGUGCAAGAGAAUUUUUCUGUUUAGAAACACUUUUCAAGGUUCAUCCAGGGGCAUGCUUGGUAAUUCUAUCAAGAACUCUAGACUCCACCCAUGGCCACAGGAUCCUGAAACCACUUCUUGAUAGAGGGUUCAGAGUUCAAGCAGUGUCCCCAGAUUUUUCAUUUUUGCUAAAAGGUACUCCAGCUGAAGCAUGGUUUCAUCAGUUAAGGAAAGGGAAGAAGGACCCUGGUGAGAUUCCUCUGUUUCAAAAUCUAUCCAAUCUGAUAAGGCUUGCAGUUCUGUACAAAUAUGGUGGUGUAUACUUGGACACAGAUUUCUUAGUCUUGAAACCUUUAACAGGUUUGAGGAAUUGUAUUGGAGCACAAAGCAUGGAUUUGGGUUCUAAGCAGUGGACUAGAUUGAACAUUGCUAUUCUGAUAUUUGACAUGAAUCACCCACUUCUUCUCAGGUUCAUUCAUGAAUUUGCAUUGACUUUUGAUGGAAACAAAUGGGGGCAUAAUGGUCCUUACAUGGUUUCAAGAGUGGUUGCAAAACUUGGGAAAAGCCCAGGUUUCAAAUUUACAAUCUUGCCCCCUGUAGCCUUUUAUCCUGUAGAUUGGCUUAAGAUUGGUGGUUUCUUUAGAAAGCCAAAAACUCAAGGUGAAGCAAAAUGGGUUGAUGCCAAACUGAUUCAGCUUAGUGGUGAGAGUUAUGGAAUUCAUCUAUGGAACAAACAGAGUAGCAGAUUCUUGAUUGAAGAAGGAAGUGUCAUAGCAAGACUUGUAUCAGAACACUGUGUCAUUUGCAACUCUUUAUAGGAAAUAAACUGUACUACCAAGCUUUGAGUUGCUCUCCAAAACUACCACUGUAUUUUUUAUUCUUCUCAAUGUAUAGGAACAAUUUAUGUAAGACAUAGUUUUAUAUUUCUUCUUCA
Messenger RNA from Lotus japonicus, 1559 nucleotides. RefSeq lists its product as uncharacterized. The transcript has a single exon. Bases 130 to 1443 code for a protein of 437 amino acids. The record is from RefSeq and is a predicted model, not a curated record. Lineage: Eukaryota; Viridiplantae; Streptophyta; Magnoliopsida; Fabales; Fabaceae.